Messenger RNA from Penaeus indicus, 3803 nucleotides. RefSeq names its product open rectifier potassium channel protein 1-like. Gene Ontology annotation, biological process: stabilization of membrane potential; potassium ion transmembrane transport. Gene Ontology annotation, molecular function: outward rectifier potassium channel activity; potassium ion leak channel activity. Gene Ontology annotation, cellular component: plasma membrane. The transcript is spliced from 9 exons. The record is from RefSeq and is a predicted model, not a curated record. The coding region runs from base 974 to 3058 and encodes 694 amino acids. NCBI's taxonomy places the organism in Eukaryota, Metazoa, Arthropoda, Malacostraca, Decapoda, Penaeidae.
UCGGACGUCGUGAGGAGUAGACGUGUCCGCACCCAAUGCUCUUCGGCAGGAACAAGACUUUGUUGCUACUACAAGACAGGAUUUCCAGGAGAGACAGAAGACUACAACAUCUACUUUUUGCUUAUACUACGAUGUCUACCGUUUUGCACGGCUCCCGAGAGCUCAGAAGAUAACGAAUUCAUCAAAAUAGUAAAUGGUAAAUAUAAGGAUUCGAAAAAGAGAUAGUGAAAGAAAACAAAAUAACUGCUUGGUGGUUCCAUUUAGGGGCUUCCAGCUGAAAUUUAACUGUGAUUUACUGUGAUAUUGUUGUUGUUUGGCCAGUGUCUCUUGGUUAGUGAAGUCGGUUCUGUGAUACCUUUUUGUGUGUAAAAUUUCUGCGUGUAAAAUCUGUGACCUAGACGUAAUAAGUAUAGUGACGGAGGAUCAGUGUGAUUGUGGGAACAGAAAAGGAAGCGAACGAAGAGAAAGCGAGAAAGAGAAAACAUUCAUAUUUUCCUACAUGAUUCGGAGUGGAGAACGUCUACAGUUUAGUGAGAAAAGGAAAUCCAUUUAUCAUAACGUGUAAAUCUGCAUCCAGUCAGGCUGAAGAAAGAACUGUUCCUAGCUACCGCUGUGAUAAUCGUGCCUUCCUUGUAAAACCAAUUUCUAACAAAACACGUAAAUAAAAGAAGAGGACUGAGACCAACAGCCCUCGCCUCGCAACCAGCCUUCCAGUUCCCGAGCCUCAAAGAGAAGAGAGGGAGCCUAGUCAGCGCAACUGCGAAGAUUCCCUUUAAGAGCAUCAAAUCCACGCUCACUCUCCCACCCGCCAUCCCCCAAAAGAAGAAAUUCGAAGAAGAAAGAAAAAGGAAAACAAGAAACUCCUUAAAAGCAAACGAACCGCUUUCGACGGCGAGAAGAGAGAGCGCCGCAGCCCACCUUCUUCGCCCCUCCUCUCUCCUUUCCUUAACGCCACUUCCUCGAAUUCGUCAAGAUGAUGAGUUUCAAGCAGUGGCUGGUGCUGCUGGGCCUCUACACCAUCUACAUGCUCAUUGGCGCCGCCGUGUUCAUCAGCCUGGAGAAGGACAAUGAGCUGGAGGGAAGAGCGGAGCUGCUCAACCUCAAGGAACGAGUGAUAGACUUCGUGGAGGGCCUGGACAACGAGAGCCGGCCGGGCGCCGAGGUCGUCCUCGAAGACGUGGGUGGCGUCUGCGGCCACGACUUCCUGUCGGCGAAGGACGACGAGCCGCUCACCUGGUCGCUCUGGAACUCCUUCUUCUUCACCUUCACCGUCAUCACCACCAUAGGUUUCGGCCACAUGUCGCCCGCCACGCCCUGGGGCCGCGUCUUCUGCAUCGUCUACGCCCUCUUCGGCGUCCCCCUUAACGGCAUCCUCGUGGCGGUGCUGGCCGACAUCUUCUCCGGCAAGGUGGUGAACUCCCGCGUACGCGAGCAAGCCAAGCGCUACGAGUCUUGGGCGGGCGUGGCCAUCGACACGGUGCUGUACCUGGUGCCUGGCUUCAUCUUGUUCCUGGUGGUCCCGGCGGCCGUGCUGCUGGCGUUCGAGGAGGGAUGGAAUUAUCUUGAUUCGUUUUACUUUGCCUUCAUCACUCUCACCACCAUCGGAUUCGGGGACUACGUGGCCGGGCGACAGGACCUGGACCACAUGUGGAUCUGGACUUACAAGAUCCUGAUGGUGGUGUGGAUCGUGUUCGGCCUCGGAUACAUCGUCAUGAUCAUCACCUUCAUUCAGAAGGCGCUCAAGUCGAAGAAGAUUCACAGGGUUGAGCAAAAGGUAGCACGGACGCUGAAGAGACAGGCAGCCAAGAUUCACCAGAACCUCCACACGGAUCUCAAGAGGCUGCGGGAGGUGGUGACAGCCCUCUCGGUCCUUCCCGACAACACGGAGGAGGACUGCAGCAAGGAGAAGGCCCUGAAGCGAUGCGCGAGCCAGCCCGCGAUGCCUCAGAGCGUAGGCGGCGUCGAGGACAAGGAGGAUCACACUCUCCCCCGCUCGGUCACGUCGCAACAGUCGUCGCCCCCGACCGAUCGCAUGAAGACCUUCCGGCAGGCGCUGUCCGAGGCGGCCGUCAAUAAUGUGGGCAAGAAGGACCGGUUCCGUAGCCUGUCGUCUCUGGAGGACGUGGCUCUGUUCCUGGAGAUGGUGGAGUCGUUGCUACGCGAGCACGAGGCGGGCAUCGCGAAGGAGGCGGACGACCAGGCGCACCACAUCCUCAGCGACGUCGACUCCAACUCUUCCGAUGACGACUCCUUCGGCACGAUGGCGACGGACGUCCCGCACAAGGAGGAUCUCGAGGCCGGCUUCUGCAAUCAGGCUUUCGUUGGCGACAAGGGUGAGGUCGAGGUCGCCGUGCAAAAGCCAUGCCACGCCGCCAGCGACGCCAGCAAGAAGGGAGCAAAAGAGGACGAACCCAGCGUUAACCAGAGGGUGCAGCAGCGGCUAAACUCUCUCCUGAUGGAAGUAGACGUAAAGUCGAGCCGAGGACUCCUGCGUCAAAGGUCGCUGAGGGAAGGUGUCAAAUCUUCGGGCCAGCUCCUGGGCGAGAUGGAGAGCAUCGUGUGCAAGCCCUUCUCCAACCCAGACCUCCCCGACGCCUGCAGCGCCAGCGACUCGCCUUCGAAGGUCGACCGUCGAAGCUCCAACUCCGUCCCGGGUCGUAUCAAGAGCGGUUCCGUGAAAUCGUACCCGAACCUCAGUGACGUCUUCCCUACGCUGCCCUCCUCGUGCGACGCCGUCGACCACCUGCCUGCCUCCCAGCAUGACCCCGAGCAGCGAGCUUGCCGCCGCUGGUCCGUCGGGAACGAGAGUCGCCGGCAGGUGACAUCGCGCGACGGCCACCACGCUCCCCACAACUUCCUCGCCGGCAUCAAGCUGUCUGCGGGGAGGAGCGCCAAGGACCUGAGCUCGCCGCUGUCUCUGCUCUCCCAGUGGAUUCACAGCAGCGCUCACAGAACCCAGAACCUGCAGGAAGCGGAGAAGGCGAGAGAGAAAGAGAAGGACGACGCCAGUAGUGACGAAUCGCAGGAAGCCACUAAACCUCAAUACACGCGGUUGUAAUUCUAUAUUUUCUUUUCCAUUUUCAUUUGCUUGUUAGUUUUUUAUUCAUUUAUGAUACUUUAUGGAUACAAAGUAGUACAAAUGUCGUAUACUUGUUAGAUACGUUGAAAUAUCCAGUCAAAAGACAUUCCUCAUGAACCAAACGUGCACAAGAAAACCUAUAUUCAUUUCGAUAUCGAGACGAAAUUAUUAUGCGCAUGUCUGGCAAGCCAGGCUGAAAAGAGUGGCCUUACUUAACGUCUUGAGCGUGCACUGCCAAAUUCUCAAGUUUAUCGUGCAGUUUGCAUCUGAGCUAUACGAGCACGCAAGAGAGUUGCAUCUUGUAUCAGGAAUUAUAAAGAAACGGAUUUCUCCUCACAGUGCUUAACUGACAUUUUUAUCCAGCACCUGAAGGAUAAGUGCAUUUGGUGUAUACCAUAAGGCACUCACUUGUCAUAACCAGAGGCCUAAUGUGGGUCACACCCCAAAUCUCGUGCACAAUAAAGAUGUAUCAAAAAUACCUUGGGCGUGCACAUGUAAUACAUUUUAUGGUGGUUGUUGAGGUAGGACUGGCAAGACAAAUGCAGCGAUAUGAAGCCCAGCCUGAACGUGAAAUUGUGCCUUGAACUUAACAGAUAACAAAUUGUGAAUGAGACCGCCUUUUUGGAACUAGUAGAGUUUCCCAGGUGUCAAGAUCCGUCCUUUUCGAUGAGAAAGCCACUGGCGCUUUCGAGUUAUGAUUGCGUGUGCGUGUGUGUGUGUGUGU